AUGGUCGAGGCCCAGAUGGCCCGUAUAUUCCGGCAGCUGACGGCGGGCCAAGCCUCAGCGUCGCUGCAUCGACAGCUUGUCGCCGCCUUCGCGGAGGACUGGGUCCAGCUCAAGUCCAACAGCACAUGCUACCUUUGUCUGCGGCGCGCUCCGCAGGUCUUUCCCGCGUGCGGCCACGGUCACUGUCUAAACUGUGUCGAGGUAUUUGGCAUCGCAAGCGCGGCCGACCCGUGGCUCAUCGAAGUGGCCGAGUGCAUCCUCUGCGGACAAAACGUUGACAUGCAGGUACAUGUGAAGCCGGACACCGCGUCGGUGCGGGUCUUGUGUAUCGACGGCGGCGGAACGCGGGGCAAGUACCCCCUCAAGGUAUUGAAGCAGCUCGAAGACGACAUCGGGCUGCCCGGCCAUCCGGUACAGCAGAACUUUGACGUCGUCUUCGGGACGAGCUCAGGUGCCAUCAGCGCCGGCGCCCUCUGCAUCAACGGGUGGACGGUGGAUGAGUGCAUCGCCCGCUUCGAGUCCCUUUCGAACGAUGCGUUCACGCCUCGCCGGGUUCCGUCUGUUCCCAUCAUAGGCCCUCUCAUACGACUGAUGAUGCGGAUCCCCUUUUUUGCCACAGUUGUGCGUACCGCAGCCUUGCUUCUCUUCGACAGCAGGUACCCGUCGAAGCACAUCGAGAAGGCUUUGCGAGACAUGUUCGGCUCCGGCAGAAGCAUCGCCGACUACUCGGCGGCCGACACGAUGGGUGCCAUGGUUGGCAUGACGGUUGCUACCGUGCAAGACGCAAGCGCCUGCAUCUUCACCAGCUACAACGGAGUGGGCCAGCGGGCCGGCGAUCGCGAUUAUGAACUCUUGAGGACGACCGCCGAUGGGGACCGCCUGGCUUUGUGGGAGAUCUAUUUCACGCCUUGGUCUAUUGACGGCCUCGGCACCUUCCAGGACGGCGGCUUAGUGGCCAACAACCCGUCCUCGAUCGCGCUGCAAGAGGUGGCCUCCCUUUUCCCUGAAGCGCCAGACCCAAGCCUUCUGGCCUCGAUGGGCACUGGCUCCUCCUCGAGCUCGCCCAGCGGCGGGUGGCGGGACUGUUUCCUCUUCCGCCUGGCGCGAGCGUUCCGGAACCGCGACAAGAACGACUGGCAGCGGGUCGUCGCACAGAAGAAGGUGGGUCGAUCCGGUGAGUUCUUCCGCUUCGAUGUCGAGUUCGACGGCUCCGAGCCGCCAUUGGACAGCUUGUCCAGCUUCGACGACGAAGAAGAUGAUGGGUGCACCUUUGAAGGCCUCCCCGCCCUAAGA
Colletotrichum abscissum is the source of this 1293-nucleotide messenger RNA. RefSeq lists its product as uncharacterized. Gene Ontology annotation, biological process: arachidonate metabolic process. Gene Ontology annotation, cellular component: membrane. The transcript has 4 exons. NCBI's taxonomy places the organism in Eukaryota, Fungi, Ascomycota, Sordariomycetes, Glomerellales, Glomerellaceae. The record is from RefSeq and is a predicted model, not a curated record. The annotation marks the transcript as partial.